Enterospora canceri is the source of this 963-nucleotide messenger RNA. The record is from the annotation of a GenBank genome assembly. Lineage: Eukaryota; Fungi; Microsporidia; Enterocytozoonidae.
AUGAACUUUCUGAUAUCAACUAGCAUUCUGCUGAUUGCACGGACAAAGUACACCGGGGAGGUAGGUUCACUCGAUAUGUUCGAAGAAGGACAACUUGCAAAGAGUUUUCUGGCAACGCCUGAUAAAAAGAGUAAGGCUGCUAGGGAAAUGAAUGGUAAGAAGUCAGAUGCAAAGAGAGAGAAUGCCGAUGAGGAUGGUAAGAAAAAGAAAUCAAAAUUAAGCAAGAAACCUAAGGAGAGCAAGUUGAGCAAGAAACCUAAAGAUAGCAAGCUGAGCAAGAAGCCUAAGGAUAGUAAGUUGAGUAAGAAGCCUAAAGACAGUAAGCUGAACAAAGAACCUAAGGAUAGCAAGCUGAAUAAGGAACCUAAAAACAGUAAGCUAAACAAAGAACCUAAAGACAGUAAGCUGAGUAAGGAACCUAAAAACAGUAAGCUGAGUAAGGAACCUAAGGAUAGUAAGCUGAAUAAGGAACCUAAGAAGAGUAAGUUAGGACCAAAGGACUCUGCAAAAGCAGUAGAAGGAAAUGAUGGCGAAGGCAAGAAGAAGUCAAAGGCAAAGCCACAGAAGAGCAAAGCAAAGAGUGCAUCCCAUAAGAAGACUGGACCAAGCAACCAACUUAAGAUACACAAAUCUGCAAGGCUGUCUAAUAAGGUUGUAACACCAGAAAAAGUCAGUAAAGCAAAGCCUGAUUCUAAUAAGGAUAAGAAAAAGGAAAAGAAGGAAGGAAAAACAGAUACAAAAGACGAUAAAAAGAAGAAAUCCAAGUUGCUGAAUCUGAGUGCGCAUGCUAAGAAGAAGAAGUCUACGAGCAAGAAAGACGAAGAUGAUGAGGGAUCUGAAGAUGACGAGUCAAACAAUAAAAAGUCCAAGCUAGCACCUAAGAAGAGCAAGGCAAAGAAAGAGAAGAAGAACAGAGCAAAGAAGGCGAAGAAAUCUAGCUUGAAGAGAGCAAAACUUUAUUAG